GACUGGUUCGCAACGGGCACGGGAGGGUAUUCUCCUCUUCGUCUGUUGGCGCUGUGCUGAGCUGGGAACGAAAGUACUUCGAAUGACGAUGACGACGUCUGCUUUGGCUGGAUGUGUGUUCUCUGCUGUUGCUGCUGGUUCGGUCAUUUCACGAGUCACCGCCAGUCAGUCCAGUAGUCAACGCGCUUGGUUCGUUCGUUAGCUUCGUUUGGUUUACUCGGAUUUUACGAGUAGUGAUAGCCUACUAUGAUGACUGACUGACACUCUGGGUGUGUACGGGCGCACUAGGCAGCCUACUACUUUCCGCACACGCGAAAAGAGCAAUAGAAAACGACUAACCUACCUAGCAAUCAGUGAAAGGUUACUUCGAUUGCAUACGCCGAAGAAGAGCAAUCAAUAGUGAAGUGAAGUGGGUGCCAAAUGCUAGUGGUUUGUGUGCUGCGCGGUGGUUUGCUGAAGUGGCCCUUUAGUUUCAAACAACAACCAAUCCAACUUGGCGGCCGUUUUGAGUUUUGUCAGUGUGAAGUGAAUCAAGCAAGUACCUCCAAGUAGUAGGUACGGUGCAGAAAAAAAAAGAAAAACCUCGACGACAGCUCAGUCGUGUGUUGGCAUUUUACAUAGUGCAAGAAGAAAAAGUGAGUGUGCAUAGAAUCGAUGUAGGGAGAGAGAGAGCGCGCAAUUCUUAUUGAUUUUCGCGAAUGUUUUCCUCCUGGCUUGCAGCAGUAGUAAUUGUCCGCGGUUGAGACGCGCGCGCGGAGGAAGAGAAGAAGAGGAGGUCGUGUGCUGAGAAAGCGAUAGUCCAGUUCUCGGCAGACGAAGAAGCCUCAAAGUGGUGGAAGAGAGGUGAGAAGAAUCCGGUUCUACAAACGACGACGACCAUAAGAAUAAGAAAUACGUACUUCGUUGGGUGCUACUCCGGGUGGUUCUGCGUCUUCUUCUUUUCGGUUCGGGAUAAAUGUACGCGUACAAUGUGUAUGUAGACGACGAAGAAAAAGUGUGAAGAAUAGUUUUUACUGAAGACGACGAGACCCAAACAACAACAACAACAACAAUCGGAUCACGGAUGUUGGGUCUCUGAGAAAGGAAGUGAACAACAGAGAAAACCGACCUCGAAAGAUUAAUUUGAUCUCGUCUGCUCGUACGGGAAGCCAAAACACAAGAAGAAUCCAGUGGUAGUUGGUAGUGGUGGUGGAAAGUGGAUCGCCACGUGAACGACAAUGUUUAAAUGCAUCCCGAUCUUCAAGGGCUGCAACCGGCAGAUCGAGUACGUGGACAAGCGGCACUGCUCGCUGCCGAAUGUACCGGAGGAGAUCCUGCGGUACUCGCGAUCGCUGGAGGAGCUGCUGCUCGAUGCCAACCACAUCCGGGAUCUGCCGAAGAACUUCUUUCGUCUGCAUCGGUUGCGGAAACUCGGUCUCAGCGACAAUGAGAUUAUCAAACUACCUUCGGACAUUCAGAACUUUGAGAACCUGGUAGAGCUGGACGUGUCACGGAAUGAUAUCGGUGACAUUCCGGACGACAUCAAACACCUCCGCAGCCUGCAGAUCCUGGACUUCAGCUCAAAUCCGAUCCACAGGCUACCGGCGGGGUUCUCCCAGCUGCGCAACCUGACCAUACUGGGGCUCAACGAUAUGUCGUUGACCUCGCUUCCACAGGAUUUCGGAUGCCUAUCAAAGCUGGAAUCCCUGGAGCUGCGGGAGAACCUGCUGAAGCACCUGCCCGAGUCGAUCAGCCAGCUGACCAAUCUGGAACGGCUCGAUCUGGGCGAUAACGAAAUCGAAGAGCUUCCACCCCAUCUGGGCUACCUGCCGGCGCUGCAGGAACUGUGGCUCGAUCACAACCAGCUGCAGAAGCUGCCGCCCGAGAUCGGUUUACUGAAGAACUUAGUAUGCCUGGACGUCUCGGAGAAUCGCAUGGAGGAACUGCCAGAGGAGUUAGGUGGACUGGAAAACCUAACCGAUCUGCACCUCUCGCAGAACCUGCUAGAAGUGCUCCCGGAUGGCAUCUCCAAGCUGACCAAACUGACCAUCCUCAAGCUGGACCAGAACCGGUUGCACACGCUGAACGAAAACAUCGGCCAGUGCGUCAACAUGCAGGAGCUCAUCCUGACCGAGAAUUUCCUAAACGAGCUGCCUUACACCAUCGGCAACAUGACGAUGCUGAACAACCUGAACGUGGACCGGAACUCGCUCGUUUCGGUGCCGAACGAGCUGGGAAACUGCAAAAAUCUGGGGGUGCUGAGCUUACGCGAGAAUAAGCUAACCAAACUGCCAUCGGAGCUAGGGAAUUGCCUGGAACUGCACGUCCUAGAUGUGUCCGGGAAUCGGCUGCAGCACUUGCCGUACUCGUUGGUCAAUCUCCAGCUGAAGGCCGUUUGGCUGUCGGAGAACCAGGCUCAACCGCUUCUAACAUUCCAACCGGACAUCGACGAGGUGACCGGUGACCAGGUGUUGACCUGCUUCCUGCUGCCCCAGCAGGAGUACGUUCCGGCCAGUCCGGAAAACCGAGAAGACACCGACUCGGAAGACUGGGAAGAACGCGAGGCGUCCCGAACGCAUUCCGUCAAGUUCAGCGAAGAUUCCAACGCGGACAAGGACACCCCCUUCGUCCGGCAGAACACCCCCCACCCGAAGGAACUGAAACUGAAGGCGCACAAACUGUUUGCCAAGGAGAAGCGAUCGGACGACAUGAGCGGGGGCAAUCUGGACACCCUCUCGGAGGAAUCCUCCUCCAGGCCGUCGCUGAUGAACAAGUCGGGAGGUAUGGCGUCCACGCUGGACGACAUCCAGGGUGUGGUCCCCAACGAACCGAUCGCCGAGGAGGAUGCCAAUAAGGAGAAUGAGGAAUUUGGCGGUGGAGCUGAUGACGACUUCGAGAGGCGGGUCGGAUUCGACGUGAACGAGGACGAAGACCGGUACUACUCGGAGGAAAAUGAGGAUUCCCACGAGAAGAAGCCCAUUUCCAAGCUGCAUCGAAGAGACACUCCGCAUCAUCUGAAAAACAAACGCGUACAUCACAACGCUGCGGACAAGAACAGCAGUCUGGUGCUGAGUUCGCUCAAACUGAAAGAGUCGCUUCCGCCACCGCCGAAGCUGGAGGAACAUCCGGCCCUGGAAGCGGCCAGCCAAGGUGACGAUGGGCAAUCGGAUGCGGCGGUGGCAGUGGCGGCGGGGGUCGAAUCAUACGAUGCCACGGACGCAUUCACCGAGCUCAAGGAGGACCGGCUGGAGAUCCACAUCGAACGCACAUCCGCCGGGCUGGGCCUGAGCAUAGCGGGCGGUAAGGGCUCGACGCCGUUCAAAGGCGACGACGAGGGCAUUUUCAUAUCCCGUGUCACCGAGGGUGGUCCGGCCGACCUGGCCGGACUGAGGGUGGGCGAUAAGGUACUUAAAGUGAACGGUGUCUCGGUGGAGGAUGCAGACCAUUACGACGCAGUGGAGGUGCUAAAAGCCUGCGGUUCCGUCCUGGUGCUGUUCAUAUCCCGGGAGGUGACCCGCCUAAUUGGCCAUCCGGUGUUCGACGAGAGUGGUUCGGUUGCACAGAUCAAUGUGGUCGAACAGGUGACGGCGGUGGCGCCGGCACCUCAGCAGCAAAAAAUGAUUCCUCCCCCGAUUGCAGUGGCCGUCGAGCAGCCACUGAUGGAAGGCAUAGCAGGCGGGGGAGGAGGAGGAGGAGGACUCGUGGGAGAAGCACUACAUUCCUCGUACAAUACGGUCGGGUUGCCGAACGGGAAUGCCGGUACACCGAUGCCGACGACGGUAGGCUUGCUGAACGGAAAUGAAAUUACCCAUAAGGUUAUUCUGCACACGACCCUCAUCCGGGACCAGAUCGGACAGGGGCUUGGGUUCAGUAUAGCCGGCGGGAAGGGACACGCUCCGUUCAAGGACGGUUCGGAAGGAAUCUACAUCUCGCGGUUGACCGAGGGAGGAGUGGCCCACAAGGACGGAAAGAUCCUGGUGGGCGACCGGGUGCUGGCGAUCAACGGUGUCGACAUCACGAACGCCCACCAUGACUACGCGGUGCAACUGUUGACCGACCAUCAACGGUUCGUACGGUUAGUGGUGCAACGGGAGGUGAAGGGACCGCUAGAACAUCCGACCAGCCCCAGAAGUCCGAUGCUGAAGAGUUUGAACCCGAGCGGGUACAUGGCCAAUCGACCAGCAUACACCGGCUACCGGCGUUCGAUAGACGAGUCCGCCACAGAGGCGCACCAUACCGCCACUUCAAGUGAAGUCCCGUUCCAACAACAUCCCGCUGCCACCGCUCAACCCGAAGCGCAACCACAAACUACGGUGACCCACAAGCAACCUCCCUUACCCGCCCCACGCAAAGUAUUAUCGCCGCAAACGUCUGUAAAUAACGGCACUGGUAGUAGUUCUAACAUCAACAACAACAACAACAGCAACGUUUUGAGUAACGUCAUGAGCAACACAAACGGUAGUAGUAGCACUCAUACCACCACCAACAACAACAACACAAGCAACGGCAUCCAUCAGCAAUCUCCUUCAUUAGUAUCCGCAUCCAAUAAGGCGCCGGCGUCGGCGGCAGCAACAGCAACGACGGCUGGCGGCGCGCCUUCCACCACCGUAACCAAUGGUACAAGCAAUAACAAUAGUAGUAUCGUAGCAAAGACACACAGUGAGGACUCGCAGCAGCAGGUGGCGCUCCGGCCCAUGACCAGUGCCGACUUCCAGGCGAUGAUCCCGUCGCACUUCAUCAGCGGAGGAGCAGGCGGCCGCCAGAUGGUGCAGGUGGACAAGUCCGGUGGUGGGCAGGUGCCCCACCAGGACACGGUAACGGUCACGGUGCAGAAGGCCGUCCCCGAUAUGCCGAUGUUGCCGCCGGCGCCGACCGAACUCGGCACCGUCACCGAGACCAUCACAAAGUCGACCUUCACUGAGACGGUAAUGACUAGGGUUACUGACAAUCGGUUAUUGGAACCACUAAUCAGUGAGGAGGUAGUCCUGCCCAAGGAUCAGGGUUCACUCGGUUUCAGCAUCAUCGGCGGUACGGAUCACUCGUGCACGCCAUUCGGGGCCCACGAGCCCGGUAUCUUUAUCUCACAUAUCGUCCCCGGUGGCAUUGCAGCCCUGUCCGGCAAGCUGCGGAUGGGUGACCGUAUCCUCAAGGUCAACGGCACGGACGUCACGGGGGCAACGCAUCAGGAGGCGGUCAUGGAACUGCUGAGGCCCUGCGACGAAAUCAAACUGACCGUUCAGCACGAUCCACUGCCAGCCGGAUUCCAG
This is a messenger RNA of Aedes albopictus (Asian tiger mosquito), 5246 nucleotides long. RefSeq names its product protein lap4. Gene Ontology annotation, cellular component: basolateral plasma membrane; postsynaptic density; postsynaptic membrane. Gene Ontology annotation, biological process: receptor clustering; neurotransmitter receptor transport, endosome to postsynaptic membrane; establishment or maintenance of epithelial cell apical/basal polarity. The record is from RefSeq and is a predicted model, not a curated record. Gene Ontology annotation, molecular function: protein binding. NCBI's taxonomy places the organism in Eukaryota, Metazoa, Arthropoda, Insecta, Diptera, Culicidae.